This is a messenger RNA of Branchiostoma floridae (Florida lancelet), 530 nucleotides long. Its product is annotated as fibropellin-1-like. Gene Ontology annotation, cellular component: protein-containing complex; plasma membrane. Gene Ontology annotation, molecular function: calcium ion binding. Lineage: Eukaryota; Metazoa; Chordata; Leptocardii; Amphioxiformes; Branchiostomatidae. The coding region runs from base 1 to 438 and encodes 145 amino acids. Gene Ontology annotation, biological process: heterophilic cell-cell adhesion; establishment or maintenance of epithelial cell apical/basal polarity. The transcript is spliced from 4 exons. The record is from RefSeq and is a predicted model, not a curated record.
AUGAUUUCAUCAGCUGCCAAACCCUGUGAGCCGAACGUGUGCCAGAACGGCGGAAACUGCACCUCCUGCUUCAACGGCUCCAGCACCUUCUGCGACUGCCCUGAUGGGUUCGAGGGAAGGACGUGUGAAAUAAACAUUGACGAGUGCGCCUCCAAUCCGUGCCAAAAUGGCGGAACCUGUGAUGACGGCAUCAACUCCUACAUCUGUCGCUGCCUCAACGGAUUCCUGGGCGUGAACUGUGAAACUGCACCAAGCUGGUGUUCCCCAGACCCAUGUCCGUUCGGCUGGACCUGCGAGGAUCACACCUUCUAUUUCCACUGCAACGAUCUUGCUUCCGUCAAACGAAUGGUUUCCUACGAGUGCAGCAGCGCCUCCUGUCCAGAUGACAUGUACUGCACCGAGGAAGGCGAGGCCUCCUUCUCGUGCAAACCUGAGUGACCGAGAGGUCAAAGGUCUUCUACUUAAACCAGGAUGGCGGUCGAAGCUUAAUCUUCAUCAAUGAUGGAAGAAAAUAAAGUGAUUAAAAAUGA